AUGUUGAGUGCAGCAGAAGACAUAAUGUCCAAACAAGAAGGUCACAGUAAAACACCAAUUUCGAACAGUACUUUAGAUUCAAAAACUUGUAUAGAAACUAUUACAACUCGUGAAUGCAAAACGGCUACAUUAGGAGCUGUACUGCUGGCUGAUGUUGUGCCUAGUUUGAUUGCAAAGAUGACACUACCAUUCUUUAUGCAUCGGCUGCCUCAUGGGUAAGAAAAGUUAAAAUUUUUAAAAUUAAUCGUGGUCAGGCUGAACGUUUUAUAUUAUUAAUUAACAUCAAUAUUAGUAUAAUACAGAUUUUUUAAUUUGCUUUUAAAAAUAAUCAUUAAAUUUUUUAUUUUAGUGUGCGACAUUUAAUGGUUUGUGUUUUACAAGCGGCCAGCUAUAUUAUAGUUGCUUCAUCAAACAGUAUAGCAAUGAGUUUGUUUGGAGUAGUAUGUGCAGCUUUGGGUUCAGGUAUUGGCGAAAACGCGUACCUGUCUCUUACAGCUCAUUACAGCGGGUAUGUUUUUUCGUCGUUGUAUUCGAAAAGUUGAGCUUCUUAACUGUAGUAUACGUUUAGAAACGCAAUUUCUGCAUGGUCGUCUGGUACUGGUGGUGCUGGUAUAUUCGGUUCUUUAGCGUAUGCUGGUCUUACCGAGCCGCACCUGCUUGGAUUGUCGCCUAGGACGACUUUAUUAGUUAUGUUGAUUAUUCCAGUUUUGUUUUACAUAACGUAAGUUUUAUAUUAUCGUCAAGGCUUUUAAUAAAUAUCAAAAAAUAUCGACCAAACCCUAUAAAUCGACCAUUUUCGGUCCAAAAUAUCGUAUCAAAAUCGAUUUUUAGGAUAUAUUUUGAUAAAUAUUGUUUUCGUUGCGGGACAUUUUUUUUCGGAAAUAUCAAUGUGGCUCGAAAAAAACUGUCUAUUUGAAUCGUAAUAAAGUUAGUGUUAUUGUAGUUUAAUCAACUUAUAAAAUUCUUUUUAGCAACUACACGGUACUUGUACCAUCGCCAACAAUCUACCGUGCAAACAUCUCACGCCCACAAACGUGGAUUAUACCUUCAGUUUCCAAGAAACAUAUAAUUACUACGACUGAUGAAAAAGAUGCUAUUGGUAGACAUGCUUGGGCUUCAAGCGCUGAAAGUAUUGCAGUAAAAGAGAACGAUUUGCAUCAAUCAAAUACUACGGCAACGUUGACUACACAACAAAGACUGAGACUUGUUUUGCCGUUACUUAAGUACAUGAUUCCAAUUUCUGUCGUAUAUUUUGCAGAGUACUUGAUUAAUCAAGGUUUGGUAAGUUUUUUUUUAUUUUGUUCUUGUAUUAUGUAAUACAAACUACUUAUCAAGUUUAUCUUCUUUCUACAACUCCCUAACUAACUUUGACUUACCGUAUCUUUUUCUGUUACUUUACCCGCACCUAACCAAUUAAACAUUUUAAUUAAUGUAAGAUCAUUUACGUUACUGACAUAAAAUUGCUACAGUAUUAUUUAAGUAAGCUUAAGCCUAAGCUUAAACCUUAAGCUGAAACAUAAAAAUAAUUAAAAAAAUUUUUUUUAUUUUAAAAUUGGGUAAACAAAUAUAAAAUCUAAAAUUUUAGACACAAUUCUUGGUGUUCGACUGCGCUAAUAGCUUUUCGUUUUCCCCACACAGCCAAUAUCGUUGGUACCAAGUGGUAUAUCAACUCGGUGUGUUUAUAUCGCGCUCUUCAAUCAACUUUAUUGAACUUCCUUUUUGGGGCUUAUUGUUGUUGCCAGUCUUACAAUUGGCAAAUACAACUUUCUUCUUGUUUGAAUCUAUUUAUUACUUUAUCCCACAUAUUGCAAUUGCAUUCGGAGUGAUUUUGUUUGAGGGAUUCUUUGGAGGUGCUAGUUACGUCAACACGUUCCAUCGGAUUCACAAAGAUGUAAGUUUUUUUUACUAUAAGUAUACCUUUAUGAUUAAUUCAUUAACCAUAGAACACUUUAAAUUUUUUUUCAGGCCGAACCUCGUGUUCGUGAAUACAGUUUGGCCGUCGCGUCACUUGCCGAUGCCGUUGGAAUUGUUAUUGCUGGCUUUACGACAAUACCGGUUCAUAAUUUCGUUUGUAAUUUGAACUCCUAA
Molecule: messenger RNA, 2088 nt
Organism: Bursaphelenchus okinawaensis
Lineage: Eukaryota; Metazoa; Nematoda; Chromadorea; Rhabditida; Aphelenchoididae
Source: the annotation of a GenBank genome assembly